This is a messenger RNA of Nilaparvata lugens (brown planthopper), 2504 nucleotides long. Its product is annotated as piggyBac transposable element-derived protein 3-like. Gene Ontology annotation, molecular function: sequence-specific DNA binding. The coding region runs from base 178 to 2094 and encodes 638 amino acids. Lineage: Eukaryota; Metazoa; Arthropoda; Insecta; Hemiptera; Delphacidae. The record is from RefSeq and is a predicted model, not a curated record. The transcript has 2 exons.
CAUUUGUCUACACUGACAUUGGGAAUUUUUUGUAGGGAAUUUCCUCUGUAUAGAAAUUGUACAAUAAUUUCAUGGUAUUAUAUUGGCACUACUGCGUCGGCAAGCACGUACGGUAUGGCAGUUUUGCCUCUGGUUUAGAAGCAUACGUGAUUUUUGUGAGUUGCUCCAGCGUUCAUCAUGUCAUGGACUGAUAGGCUAACGGUCGCUGAAAUCGCCAGUAUUUUAGAAGAAGAUGAAGAUAUUGUCGAUCCAACAUUUUUCAUAGAUCCACCUGAAAAUGCAGCCAUCAGCGAGUGUGAUUCCGAUGAUGAUACUCCUACAGGCAACAUAAAUCAUUUAUCUGGUAACCAACUCCGAGCUCGUGGUGAAUUGAUAGGAAGAAAGUUAACUGAUGAUGGGCUAGUUGAAUUUAGAAUCGGCGAAAUAGAGGAAGAAGAAAUAAGUCAAGAAAAUACUGAAGAAGAAGGCAAAUGUGAACAAGAAGUAAACGAAGAAGAGAGUGUAUCAAUAAGCACAAAUAAAAAUACUGAAGAACGAAUUAGUGAAAAUGUGACUGAGAAAAAUUCGAAGAAGAGGAAACAAAAGAAAGAUGUGAACAAAAAGAAGAAGAAGAAGGUGAAAGUGCUCAAGAAAAUUCGUAAAUGGCAAGAAAAUGACAUUGCAGAUAAGACUUCUAUAGAGUUUACUCGGGCAAAUUUCUUGGAAAAUGACUAUUCUCCAGUAGAGCUAUUUGAAUUCUUUUUUGACAAUGAAGUGGUUGAAUACAUCGUUUUUUGUACUAAUCUAUAUGCUAGAGAAAAGGGAAAUAUGGAUUUUUCUACCUCGAAAAAUGAAAUACGUCAGUUUUUUUCUAUUCUUUUUUUGUCUGGCUAUAACACAAUGGCACGUUACAGAAUGUACUGGGAAACAGCAGAAGACACCCAUCAUGAGGCAGUUUCAAGUGCUAUGUCACGUAAUCGUUUUGAAGAUCUCCUACGUUACAUCCACUUCUGUGAAAAUGUAAAGAUUGACAAAGAUGACAAAUUUGCUAAAGUCCGGCCAGUCAUGUGUAUGUUGAACGAACGAUGGCUUCAGUACUUUCCUGGUGAUGUCUAUCUUUCAAUCGAUGAGUCCAUGGUACCAUAUUUUGGUAGACAUGGCGCAAAACAACAUAUCCAUGGAAAGCCUAUUAGAUUUGGCUACAAAGUUUGGAUGCUUGCUACAAGGUUAGGAUAUGCAAUUCAAAUGGAACCAUAUCAGGGCAAAUCGACUGGUGCAACAAAUCCAGAACUCGGUGUGGGAGGGUCAGUUGUAAUGGACCUAAUUUCCGAACUUCCAUCAGAUAGGAAAUACUGUUUCUUCUUUGACAACUUCUUCACAUCUCUCAAACUACUGGAGGAAUUGCGAAAUAAUGGACACUACGGAACAGGAACAAUCAGAGUAGACAGAGUACAGGGUGCCCCUCUCCGCCAGCCUCAAGAUCUAAAAAAAGAGCCAAGAGGAACUUUCCAUCAAGUCACUGAUACAGACACUAAUAUAACCCUUGUAAGAUACAUGGAUAAUAGUGUCUUUACAAUGGCAUCAACAGCAACAGGUGUUCAGCCAAUGGGAAAAGCAAAACGUUGGUCAAGUCAUCAGAAAAAGCACAUAAUUAUUCCUCAGCCUAAUUGUGUGAACUGGUAUAAUUUGCAUAUGGGUGGGGUGGAUAGAUUAGACGAGAAUGUUGCUGCAUACCGGAUAAACAUCCGUAAUAAGAAGUGGUAUUGGCCGAUCAUUGCAUACCUCUUGAAUGUUAGUAUGAACAAUGCUUGGUUAUUGUACAGAAUGACACAAAGAGGGGUGGAAAACAAACUUGAUCUCCUUGGCUUUACAAGAUACAUUGUCCGCACUUAUUUACAAACAUGCACAACCCCUCGCCCUUCUUCAGGAAGACCAAGUAUGAAAGUGUCUAAUAGGGUUCUGCCGGAAGUUCGUUUCAGUGGUAAGGAUCAUUUUCUGGAAACCGUCGAAAAACAAGUACGCUGUGCAUUGUGUUCCAAAGCAACCAGAAAAAAAUGCAAAAUAUGCAAAGUUGGUUGCCAUGUGUUGUGUGCAGAGGCAUUCCACACCCGCUAAUGAUUCGUCAAGUACAUAAUUAACAAUGUAAUGAUGCAAUAAACCUUUUUAAAAAUCAAUUGUCAAGUAAUUUGUAAUGUAAUGAUGUAAUAAAACGUUUUCAUAAUCAAUUGUCAAGUAAUUUGUAAUUUAAUGAUGAAAUAAAACACAUAAAAAUAAAUAAUAGUACUUUUUCAACUACCAGAAUACACCCCACCGUUCAUUCCCACUGUCGACAAAUGUAGACAUGCAUCUGUUUUAUCUACCUGGGACCGAUCAUUCCCACUGUCGACAUAUGUCGACAUGCUGUAUUUUGUUUGUAUCUACAAAUUUUGCAUAUUUUAUAGUAUAUCUAUAGUGAAUAUGUAAUACUAAAGUAAACUUUUCGUAUAAACUAAGAAAAAAUGAAAAAAUAAUAAUUUGGGAUGAAA